Messenger RNA from Paralichthys olivaceus (Japanese flounder), 3587 nucleotides. NCBI's taxonomy places the organism in Eukaryota, Metazoa, Chordata, Actinopteri, Pleuronectiformes, Paralichthyidae. The record is from RefSeq and is a predicted model, not a curated record.
CUCACACCACACACACACACACACACACACACACACACACUCACGAUCCCAGCGACAAACUGCGGAUAAAGUCGGACUAACUUGUGUUUCACCUGCUCCAGUGGUUCCAGAUGUUUCUGUGUGUUCUCCUAGAAGCGGGCGCAGGUGGCUUUGGUUGAAGGAAAGAGUCCAAACUGUCGCUGAAAACUCUUCCUCUGUGUCUUUCUUUCUCUGCGGUCAGUAACCUUGGACGAGAGACAAUAGGGAUUCACUGAAAACUGGGAUUUACCUGUGGUGGCCUCUUUUCCAUUUUUUGGGAAUAAGUUUGAUUGUUUCUUUUUUCCAAGAAAAGAAAAAUAAAUACAAUCUGAGGAGAAGAAAAGACAGGGACUAUUGGAUUGUUGAUAUUGUUCUCCUGCCCUGAGGAGUCAGGAGAGAAGGAGGGAGUAAGGAAGGAACGGAAGAAGGACGGAAGAAGACUGAUCAUCAUUGCUGUCCACUGUGUACAGAUGUAUGUUGAGAAAGUUGUAACUGAGGGGAAGAUGGGGAGCAAGGGAAUCUCUCUGACCUGUGUGUUGACCCCCUGCCGGGUGAUCGGAGCAUGCGUGACGCUGAUAAUCUUGGGAGCCAUUGGAGCAGCCGUUUGGGCCGUAGUUGUGUAUUGUACGAUGGAGGAAGACACAGGCCUGUAUGAUGUUCAGGUCAAUUCUGCUGACCAACGUCUCAGAGUCUUCGAUCCCACACAGAGGAGGUGGCUUCAGGUGUGUUCCUCCUCAGCCAAUGAGCUGCUUGCUGGUAUCAGCUGUGAAGAAGUGGGCUUUGUCAGUGUGGCUAAUUACUCAGUCACAUCGGUGCCAGAGGCCAGUGGAGAUCCCGGAGAGUUCUUCUGUGUCAGACAGGAAGAGCUCAGCUACGGCAAGAAAAUCAAAGACUCGUUGUUCCCAUGUGACUGUGAGAGCAGGGAGGUUCUCACUCUGCUGUGCCAAGACUGUGGCAGGCGUAGUUUUGCAGCAGACCGUAUAGUCGGUGGUGUGGAUGCCAGGCAGGGCAACUGGCCUUGGCAGGUCAGCUUACAGUACGAUGGAGUUCAUCAGUGUGGUGGAUCAAUCAUCUCAAACCGCUGGAUUGUCUCUGCUGCUCACUGCUUCCUCGAACGGCGCUUUGUGAACCGAUGGCGUGUGCUGCUGGGCUCCAUCUAUAACAAACCAUCCAAUGCCAUCACAGCGGAGGUGAAGACCAUCGUUUAUCACAGCAGCUACUUGCCCUCUGUAGAUGCUAACAUUGAUGACAACAGCAGGGACAUCGCCGUUCUGGCCCUCACUCAACCGCUUACUUUUACUGAAUACAUCCAGCCUAUUUGCCUGCCAGCAUACGGUCAAAGACUGAUAGACGGACAGAUGGGAACUGUGACGGGCUGGGGAAACGUUGGGUACUACGGUCAUCUAGCAGACGUCCUCCAAGAAGUGAGCGUCCCCAUCAUCAGUGACGCUGUCUGUAACGCUCCCGAUUACUACGACAAUCAGAUCACCUCCAGCAUGUUCUGUGCUGGUUAUGAGAAAGGAGGCACUGACGCCUGCCAGGGAGACAGUGGCGGUCCCUUUGUGGCGGAGGACUGUCUAUCUAAGAGCAGCCGCUAUCGUCUUCUGGGUGUGGUGAGCUGGGGAACAGGCUGUGCCAUGCCAAAGAAACCUGGCGUCUACACCAGAGUGUCCCGGUUUCUGCCGUGGAUAUCCACCGCCAUGAGGAACUAUCACAACUCACCAGGGGUUCACAAAUUGGCCCGGCCAUGAGAUCACUGCUCCUACUUUUCUACUUUUUCUACACUGAGACGACAACAUGGACAGAACCUGUUGAUGUCAAAGGGAUGUGUUACAAUGGAGGGUCUUGAACGCUGCGAUGUUCCUCUUGUAUCAAAGGAUUUUUCCACUACUUUUCCACAUGGUAAAAUGUUUGCCAAUAUCAUACUGCUUAAGAGAGCAGUCAAGCAGCCACAUUUUGGGACAGUUACACUGUUUUUUAAUCAUUAGUUCAAGCACAAAUGAUCAAGGGCUCAGAUUUGAGGAGAAAGUUGUCUCUCAUUAUGACGAGUGAAGAGGUGACCAUGCAAGCAAAUGUUAAAUAAGUCCCAAGAAGCAAAAAUCAUAUAAAAGGAAGCUUGUUCGCCAAAAUAAAAGCCCAGCAGAGUAUCACCAGAGUUCCUACGGAUGACGUCUGUGGGUCAAAACCUUCAGGCAGCCAUUCACAGCAAAGGACUUUCCACAAAAUGUUAGAUAUGUAGAUACGUAUCACACGUAUUCCUCCAAUUUCUUUCUAACCUGUAAACUUUGCCUGCUGUGUGUUUAAAGGUCUUUAUCUCCCCCACAGUUCUUUCUAUGUUGAUGUGAACCUUCUCAGAUAUAAGCUGAGACAUAGCACCUUAAUGUUAUAAGAUCCAUGAUUUUAUUUCACUUGAAUAUCCCGAGCCUGAAGACUAACAACUGUCCAAAUACAGCGAUCUGGAAUAAAGUUUUGUAUAUAAACACAGACAGAGCUCUUUAAGAGACAGGAAAUAAAGUUACAAUCAAACUUUAUGAAUUUUAUUAAUAAAAAACAAAAAGUGAAAUAAUAUAAGACUUAAGAUUCCUGCUGUGUAGAACAUAAUGAGAUCAUUUUCUGAAAUGGCUUUUUCAAUCAGAAACAAGUUAGUUUAAUGUUUGAGCUAAACAGCAGUUACAUUAAUGAAGUCUUGUAAAGAGUCAGGUCUGUCUUCAAUAUUCUUGGUGUAAUUACAAGGAUUCAUACAAUAAGAUUGGAAAGAUUUUAAAGAUCACGUGCAGCCUCAGCACUUUCUAAACUUUUACACUGUGAAACACAAAGACACAGACAGUGUCAGUGAUGCAGGAGUAAUUCCAGCUGAUCAGUCUUAUUUCAAAAAAUUACAAAUUUUUACACUGUAGAAUUGACAUUUUGUAAUAAACUUGUGUGCUGAAUGCAGUAUGUGUGUAUAUGCAGUAGCCUGACUUCAUCAUGGAUAAUUAUUCAUACAAGAUUUAAAUCUUUACCAAAUUUCCAUGUUUGCAUUUUGCUUUAUUUUGUAAAUAUUAGUCAGUGAAUAUUCACGUCUUGUUUAUGUAGAUGUUUUUGUCUGACACAGAUCUUAUUGCCAAGCGUGCAAUAACCACAUCAAUCAUCUUCUCGUGAAAUAGAUCUUUUAGUACGUAGUAGAGAAGACUUUACUGUACCUCUGAGUACCUGUAGCUAACACUGUGUGUGUGUCCUGCACCUGGCCUGAAUAAAGAAUGGGAUGUGAGCACUAAUAACUCAAUUUGAACCGUUUGUGGGAUGUUUGCUCCUGACUUAACAGAUUGUAAUGUGAUUUAAACUAAUCCGACAUAGAAACCACUUGACAACUGUAUGAUGCAUGUCAAUGCAUCACAUGAAGGCCCGAGCUACACACCACCCUUCCCUCCUUUAAAAUAAAAUGAAUGUACAGUAUGUGUGCAUUUAUAGCAAAUGUGAUAUGAGAAAUAAAUAUUGUAAGAUGUAAAUUGUUGCAUUGAGUAUUGUAUUGAAGUCUUAAUUAAAAGCAACUUGCCCACAGUUACUGUGACUUUAUUACACAGUAACUG